UUCCACUUCUCAUAAAGAGAGCUGCGAAAACCUCAAGCCAAAAACCCUAGCCUCCUGCUUUACCUUCAUCCGAGGCAGAGACUCCAUCAUUGAUUGAAAAACCCUAAAACCAAAAAUGACAGUAGAAACAGUGAAUCCAAAAGCAUACCCGCUUGCAGAUGCGCAGUUGACCAUAACAAUACUUGACCUUGUUCAGCAAGCUGCUAAUUACAAGCAACUCAAGAAAGGAGCCAAUGAAGCUACCAAGACACUUAACAGAGGUAUCUCUGAGUUUGUUGUGAUGGCUGCUGAUACUGAACCACUUGAGAUUCUUCUCCAUCUUCCUUUGCUUGCUGAAGACAAGGUUAUUUAUUUGCUUACUAAUACUUUUUGUUGAAGGGUUUUGGUUGUUUCGUUCUUAUGUUUGAGUUUUUGUUGUUUUGGAUGCAAUUUCUGUUGUCUUGUAAAUUGGUUUGUUGUGUUUGGAAUAGUAUUAGAAGAAUGUGACUUUAGGGUUUUAUGCCAUUAAGCUUA
Molecule: messenger RNA, 513 nt
Organism: Populus euphratica (Euphrates poplar)
Lineage: Eukaryota; Viridiplantae; Streptophyta; Magnoliopsida; Malpighiales; Salicaceae
Product: NHP2-like protein 1
Exons: 3
Coding region: 116-376 (86 amino acids)
Cellular component (GO): nucleolus
Molecular function (GO): RNA binding
Source: RefSeq, a predicted model, not a curated record